CCCUGCAUUAAUGGCUGGACUAAUGAUCUUAAAGGUCUUUCCCAAUCCAAAUGUCUCUCCGCAGACCUCAACGAGUGCGAGGUGUACAAGCGGGAGGGGGGUCCCCGGCUGUGCGCCCAUGCCUGCGUCAAUCUCCCUGGCUCCUACCGCUGUGCCUGCCCUGCUGGCUACGUCCUCCUGGGCGACGGCAAGAGCUGCGAAGACAUCGACGAGUGCGCCCUGUCACAGGAUAACUGCACAAGGGGGACCACCUGCAUCAACACCGGGGGGGGCUUCCAGUGCGUGAGCCCCCAGUGCCCCCCACCCGCUGGCAACGUCACCUAUGUCAAAACAUCCCCCUUCCAGUGUGAGCGCAACCCAUGCCCGAUGGAGAGUCGGUCUUGCCACCAAGCGCCAAAAAGCAUCUCCUUCCACUACCUUCCCCUGCCUUCCAACCUGCUGACGCCCACCCCGCUCUUUCGCAUGGCCACGGCAGCGGCGCCGGGCCGGCCGGGACCCGACAGCCUCCGUUUCGGCAUUGUGGGGGGCAACAACCGUGGGCAUUUCGUGAUGCAGCGUUCUGACCGGCAAACCGGAGAGCUCAUCCUCGUUCAGAGCCUCAAGGGUCCCCAAACCAUACAAGUGGAUGUGGACAUGUCCGAAUACCUGGAUCGUGUCUUCCAGGCCAAGCAUGUGUCCAAAAUCACCGUUUUCGUUUCUGCCUACGAGUUUUAG
This is a messenger RNA of Apaloderma vittatum (bar-tailed trogon), 714 nucleotides long. It is a transcript of the gene FBLN7, whose product is annotated as fibulin 7. NCBI's taxonomy places the organism in Eukaryota, Metazoa, Chordata, Aves, Trogoniformes, Trogonidae. Gene Ontology annotation, molecular function: calcium ion binding. The record is from RefSeq and is a predicted model, not a curated record.